AUGUCUACUAGUGACACCCAAGCUGUCUCGCUUCCCGCCGGGGCGAUCGAGGUCGCGGACGGGCCGAUCGACGAUUCCGAGUUCGACCUAGUUGAAUGGGAUGCCUCCUCGGUUGGGUCAGCGUCUCUGACCUCUAGCGUUCAUGCUCAUGAGUACGAGUUUGGUCGCCGAUACCACAGUUAUCGUCACGGGCGCUAUCCAUUGCCAAACGACGAGGAAGAAAAGAGCAGAGAGGAUAUGAAGCAUGCGAUGAUGCUUGAAUUGACGGACGGCAAGCUGUUUUACUCCCCGAUUGGAGACAACCCCCAUAAAGUGAUUGACAUCGGAACUGGUACUGGUAUUUGGGCAAUCGAAUUCGCGGAUCAGUUCCCAACAGCGGACGUCUUGGGCAUUGAUUUGUCUCCGAUUCAGCCUACCUGGAUUCCCCCCAACGUCAAAUUCCUCGUUGACGAUGCGGAGGAUGACUGGCUUAAUGGCGACGAUUUCGACUUCGUGCAUCUUCGAACUAUGGCUAGUGUAUUGAAGAAUCUUGACAAGGUCAUUGGCCAGGCGUAUAAUCACCUCAAGCCCGGGGGCUGGAUUGAGUUCCAGGAACUCCAUAUUUACCCCCAAUGCGACGAUGGGACCAUGAAAGAAGACGAUAAGCUCAAGGAAUUCUAUGACAUCGUUUUGCAGUCGUUUCUUUGUUUCGGGGCGAAUUUCCACAAGGCUCGAGAUCUGAGACCCCAUCUUGAAGGGGCAGGCUUCAAGGACAUCCGCCGCGAAGUCAAGAAGGUGCCCAUUGGCACCUGGGCUAAGGAUGAAAUUCUCCGACUGUGUGGGUUGUAUCUCAAGCAUGCCAUCAGAGACGUCUUGCCAGCCUUCAAAAAGCCGUUUGAAGCCAACGGGCUUUCGCCCGUGGAGACUGAGGUGUGGACCGCAAUUGCGAGGAAAGAGAUUGAGGACAACAGCAAACAUCGAUACUUCAACUUUUACUUUUGGUACGCCCAAAAGCCGGAGAAUGCGCCCGUACAGGACGAUGGACCGGGUUCCUCAGGAGGCGAAGAAGCUUGA
Colletotrichum chrysophilum is the source of this 1053-nucleotide messenger RNA. RefSeq lists its product as uncharacterized. Lineage: Eukaryota; Fungi; Ascomycota; Sordariomycetes; Glomerellales; Glomerellaceae. The record is from RefSeq and is a predicted model, not a curated record. The transcript has 5 exons. The coding region runs from base 1 to 1053 and encodes 350 amino acids. Gene Ontology annotation, molecular function: methyltransferase activity.